AUGUUAAGUAAACAAUUUAUUCGUGGAUUUAAAUCUACUUCAUCAGUUAAAAAUUAUGCAUCAACUAUUCCAAAUUUAAAAAUUAAUAAAGAUACAAAAGUAAUUUAUCAAGGUUUUACCGGUAGACAAGCUACUUUUCAUGCUGAACAAGCAAUUGCAUAUGGAACACAAGUUGUUGGUGGUAUUAAUCCAAAAAAAGCUGGUACUAAACAUUUAGAUAGACCAGUUUAUGCAACUGUUGCUGAAGCAAUGAAAGAUGCUGGUGCAACUGCAACUGGUAUUUUCGUUCCACCACCUGUUGCUGCUGCAGCAAUUGAAGAAGCUAUUGCUGCUGAAAUUCCAUUAGCUGUUGCCAUUACUGAAGGUAUUCCGCAAAAAGAUAUGGUUAGAAUUGCUCAAAUUUUAAAAACUCAAGAUAAAACAAGAUUAGUUGGACCAAAUUGUCCAGGUGUUAUUGCACCAGAUCAAUGUAAAAUUGGUAUUAUGCCAUCAAGUAUUCAUAAAAGAGGUAAAGUUGGUGUUAUUUCAAGAUCAGGUACUUUAACUUAUGAAGCUGUUGCUCAAACUACUGCUGUUGGUUUAGGUCAAUCAUUAGUUAUUGGUAUGGGUGGUGAUCCAUUCCCAGGUACCAAUUUUAUUGAUGCUUUAACAUUAUUUUUAAAUGAUCCAGAAACUGAAGGUAUUAUUUUAAUUGGUGAAAUUGGUGGUAGUGCUGAAGAAGAAGCUGCCGAAUUUUUAAAACAACAUAAUUUAACAAGACCAGAAGGUGCUAAACCAGUUGUUUCAUUUAUUGCUGGUAUUUCAGCUCCACCAGGUAGAAGAAUGGGUCAUGCUGGUGCAAUUGUUGCUGGUGGUAAAGGUGAUGCUAAUUCUAAAAUCGCAGCUUUAGAAUCAGCAGGUGUUGUUGUUGAAAAAUCACCAGCUAGAUUAGGUAACUCAUUAUUAAAUGAAUUUAAAGCUAAAAAUUUAUUAUAA
Messenger RNA from Lodderomyces jiufengensis, 975 nucleotides. It is a transcript of the gene LSC1, whose product is annotated as succinate--CoA ligase (GDP-forming) subunit alpha. Gene Ontology annotation, cellular component: mitochondrion; succinate-CoA ligase complex (ADP-forming). Lineage: Eukaryota; Fungi; Ascomycota; Pichiomycetes; Serinales; Debaryomycetaceae. The transcript has a single exon. Bases 1 to 975 code for a protein of 324 amino acids. Gene Ontology annotation, molecular function: succinate-CoA ligase (ADP-forming) activity; succinate-CoA ligase (GDP-forming) activity. The record is from RefSeq and is a predicted model, not a curated record. Gene Ontology annotation, biological process: tricarboxylic acid cycle.